Molecule: messenger RNA, 1035 nt
Organism: Emericellopsis atlantica
Lineage: Eukaryota; Fungi; Ascomycota; Sordariomycetes; Hypocreales; Bionectriaceae
Product: C2H2 type zinc-finger-domain-containing protein
Exons: 2
Coding region: 1-1035 (344 amino acids)
Biological process (GO): ribosomal large subunit biogenesis
Cellular component (GO): preribosome, large subunit precursor
Source: RefSeq, a predicted model, not a curated record
AUGGAUGGCCACACCUCAGAUCGCGCACCAUCACUCGAGUGCCACCUCUGCGAGCUGUCAUUUGACGCCUUGAACGAGAGGCGACAACACGCAAAGAGCGAGUGGCAUGUUUAUAGAAUCCGCUGCACAGUCGCAGAUCCAGGCACCGUCGUCACACCCCCUGAUAGCAUGCCCAAGCAAUCACAAAGCCGGCCAAAGGAUGAGCGGAAGUCGCGUUGGCCGCCUGAGACAACUUACCUCACCGAUGAGAGAGGCGAGUUAGACAUAUCAAGCGAUGAACCAUCCUCUGAAGAGGGCAACAUCAACUUCCUGCCUGAGGAAUGUCUGUUCUGCAACAACGUUGGCAGCACUUUUGAUGACAACCUGAAGCAUAUGCACCAAGCGCACGGAUUUGUCGUGCCCUUCCAGUCAUCAUUAACAACGGAUUUACAGACCCUCAUAGCGUUCCUUCACAUCGUCAUAUUUUCUUAUCGAGAGUGCAUUGGUUGUGGAAAGCGCCGGCACACAGUGGAGGCCGUGCAGCACCACAUGACGUCCAAGGGCCAUUGUCGUUUCGACAUAGCCGAGGAGAUGGGAGCAUUUUACGGCAUGCGUAUCCUCGGGAAAGAAGGAAACCAGGCGGAGUCGAGGUAUCUCGACAACGAGACUCUCCGCUUACCGUCCGGCAAGCUCCUCGCUCAUCGAUCCUACGUUCAUCCCACACCGAAGAGCAGGUUACGCAAGGACAGAAAAGAGCCGCUGCCCGAAAUCCCAAUUAGCGAGAAUCACCGAGAUUCUCAAGUUCUCUCCAGGAAGGACAGGCAAGACGGGGCACUUGAGCGGCAACUUGCGAAUCUAAGUACGAGCGACCAGAUGAGUCUCAGGCAUCUGCCUCAACCACAGCAACGAUCAAUCCUGCUCGCACAGAAAAAAGAGUUGGACAAAGCAAACCGCGCAGCGACGCGAAGAGAGCGUCGCUUGGAGCAAUCGGCGAACAAGCUGGCCGUGCAUUGUAACUACUACAAGCAAGAAGUGCCAGUGUACAUGGCAGGCUAG